AUCAAUAUUUAAUGCCCGGAGAUUCUGGCUCUGCAGGAGUCAUGUCAGGGGACCUCUCGAGCCAAUCUGCUUGGGUGGAGGAGUGAUAAUUAUUCAUGGGCUCCUGCCUCUUGCUCCUUCUCUUGCACAGCCCCACUCUGCUGACUCAGUGCCUUAUUCAGUCUUCUCUCCCUCUCUCCACUGCUGUAGCUGGACCCCUUUGCCUUCUCUGCCUCUGAGAGCUGCACAUCCCAGCAUGGCUAAAACAGCAAUGGCUUACAAGGAAAAGAUGAAGGAGCUGUCCAUGCUCUCGCUGAUCUGCUCCUGUUUUUACCCGGAACCUCGCAACAUGAACAUCUACAAAUAUGAUGACAUGGAAGUGAAACAAAUCAACAAACGUGCCUCAGGCCAGGCCUUUGAACUGAUCCUAAAGCCGCCGUCUCCAGUCUCAGAAGCACCACGAACUUUAGCUUCUCCAAAGAAGAAAGAACUCUCUCUUGAGGAGAUCCAGAAAAAGCUGGAGGCUGCAGAGGAGAGGAGAAAGUCCCAGGAGGCCCAGGUGCUGAAACAUCUGGCAGAGAAGAGAGAACAUGAGCGAGAAGUGCUUCAAAAAGCUUUGGAGGAGAACAAUAACUUCAGCAAAAUGGCAGAGGAAAAGCUGAUACUGAAAAUGGAACAGAUCAAAGAAAACCGUGAAGCUAAUAUAGCUGCUCUUAUCGAACGCCUCCAAGAGAAGGAGAGGCAUGCUGCAGAGGUCCGUAGAAACAAGGAGCUCCAGGUGGAACUGUCUGGCUGAAAACAGCAAUGGUGGAUGUGACCCAUCCCCACCAUUAGUAAACUCCCCCUGCCUAUAUUAUUAUGGAUCAUGCGAUAUAAGUAUGGGAAAUGUAUGACGUGGUUUAAAACAAAGGUAAAAACAAGAACUCAAUAAAAAAACUUUAAAAAGAAACAAAAAAAAUAAAAACAAAAUCAAUGCGGUCUCUUUGCAGAAUGAUUUGCUUGAUGUUUAAAAAACUUGGAUCUUAUUUUGUAAAUACUUACAUUUUUGUUAAAAAAUACAAUUAUUGCAUUAUGCAAGUUAUUUCAUAAUCUUACAUGUCCUGUAACAGGCUUCUGAUGUUGUCUAUUUCCACUCGGUUGAAUUUGCUGGGUCUGUUCAUUUGAAGCACCUCGUGUCUAAUUCCAUUCCCUGCGACUUCUCAUUCCAACCCACCAUGAGGUCAGUAGUAGUUCUAUGGUGCUAGAGGCCAAUCAUUGCCUAAUAACCUAGACUGCUUUGCCAUCUAUAAGCUUUCUUGAAACAGUGACUAGAUCACAGGCAUUGUGACUUCACAUUCAGCUGUCCAAGACAAAAGGCUCCUAAAAUGGUUUUUCAAAUGCAACUUAUGCUGCAGGGCUCUGUACUGUGCUGUACAAUUGAGGUUGAAUCGCCACGUAGCGUGUUUGUUGCUUCAACUAUUUGAGGUGAGAGGCAACAAAAACAUCUGUGCAACAGAAUGAAAUGAAGCAAGAUCAGUUUGAGACAAAUUUAAAAGAGGCACGUUGUAACCAUCAAGCUAUGACAAGUUUUGGAUUAUCCAAACAGCCAUACAAAUGCUAAUUGUAAAGUGAGCUUAAUUCACCACUUGAAAAUUUAUUGAUGGAGCAACUAAUAGAUAGCAUCAAGUGGCUUUAUCUGUAGGUGCCAUGAUCUAUGAUACUUAUCUGAUGCUACCACAUUACAUGUGUAAUAAUACAAGAGGCUACAGACUAUUUCACCUGGAACCAUGAGCCAGUUGUUACUGUUUUUUUAUGACACUGCUGACUUCCAUUCAUCAUGACCUUUACUCUUCAGUGUUAGCCAAUCCUACCUAGGGACAGACAUCUAGGACUAAGAGGGCUGAAGCAGGAGGAAUGACUAGACAGGGUGCUUGUGCCAAGUACAAUAUCACCAAACCCAACACAUCAUCCCCAAAAUAGCUGCAGUUUUGAAGUUGUCCCUACCCCCCCUGGAGGUUGCUGCCUGCAUAUUCUACUCUUCAUUAGUGCUAUUUUCCUGUAUGUCAUUGUGAGCAAGCUGUGAUUAAUAAAGAAUUGGGGUUCUGUGAACUGAAAAAGGGCUUGUUUCUU
Molecule: messenger RNA, 2088 nt
Organism: Melozone crissalis (California towhee)
Lineage: Eukaryota; Metazoa; Chordata; Aves; Passeriformes; Passerellidae
Gene: STMN2
Product: stathmin 2
Exons: 5
Coding region: 236-775 (179 amino acids)
Biological process (GO): regulation of microtubule polymerization or depolymerization; neuron projection development; microtubule depolymerization
Cellular component (GO): cytoplasm; growth cone; neuron projection
Molecular function (GO): tubulin binding
Source: RefSeq, a predicted model, not a curated record